AUGGCGGAAGCGGUGCCGCAGCCAAAGUCCAUCCUCCGAGGCCACAAAGCUCAAGUGCACGCUUUAACCUUCAUCCGGGGUAAUGAUCGGUUGGCCAGCGGAGAUGCAGAGGGCUUCGUCGUCCUCUGGGACCUCACCAUUAUGCGCCCGACGGCUGUGUGGAGGCCACACGAAAACGCAAUUUUGGGAAUAAAGGGUUGGGGAGACGACCGAAUCAUAACCCACGGCCGGGAUCACAAGCUUGCAGUCUGGCAGUUGGGCCUCAAGGAUGAGUCUCAUCUGAGCAAGAAGCUACCUCUCGAUGAGACACCAGAGCCAAGGCCACAGCCUUGGCUUUUGCAUCUCAUCGACGUCAACACCAUGAAUUUCUGCUCAUUCGCCUCGUGCGCUCCGCUGCCUGGCGACGCGACCGAAUCAUCGAGCCUAUUGCUGGCUGUGCCAAGCACAAGGGCUUCGGAAUCGGUCGACAUCUACGAAUUGCCCUCCAAAAAGAGAACUCACACAAUCAAGUUCUCAGAGAAAAAUGGCAUGGUCAUGGCUCUAGCCUUGCUGUAUACUGACGGAGCCGCGUCUACAGGGCCCUCCACCAAUGGUCGUUUGACCCUCGUCGCUGCAUACGAGAACGGGUUGGCAACGGUUGUGCAGCUCGAUAGUGGGACAUGGAAUACCACCUACUUGUCUCAAGUCCACAAGCAACCCAUCCUCUCACUCGACGUCGUUGCGGAGAAAGGCUACUUUCUUACUUCCGGUGCAGAUGCAACGAUCGCAAAACACCCUAUUCCGGGAGCCAACUCCGGCAUCGACGGGGAGAUUGUCCAGCAACCCUUGAAGAUCCUGAAUACCAAGCAUUCGGGCCAGCAGAGUAUACGUAUUCGGGACGACGGACGUAUCUUCGCUACUGCCGGCUGGGAUUCGAUGCUUCGUGUGUAUUCUUGCAAAACCCUCAAGGAAGUGGCUACUCUCAAAUGGCACCAGGCGGGAUGUUACGCGGUUGCCUUGGCCAGUGUCAGCGCGAUGACUAGGACUGAUGAGACCCGGAGCGCUUCCGGCGAUCCCAAUCAGCUUCCCCAGGAUCUUAUCUCUCGUUCAGGACAGCAACUGAGCGUCAAGGACAGGCGCAUACAGCAGGCUCAAAAUGCCCACUGGCUGGCAGCCGGGUGCAAAGAUGGCAAGAUUUCCAUGUGGAACAUUUUUUGA
Messenger RNA from Colletotrichum orchidophilum, 1197 nucleotides. RefSeq names its product WD repeat domain-containing protein. Bases 1 to 1197 code for a protein of 398 amino acids. The transcript is spliced from 3 exons. The record is from RefSeq and is a predicted model, not a curated record. NCBI's taxonomy places the organism in Eukaryota, Fungi, Ascomycota, Sordariomycetes, Glomerellales, Glomerellaceae. Gene Ontology annotation, molecular function: protein binding.